AUGGAGAUGACUCCUGAAGGCUGUGGUGCUUUUGUGGUUGCUAAGAAACUUGCUGGACUCAGUGAGCGGCUAAGGAGAUGGGCCAAAGUUUGUUUUGGGUCUAUCAAGUUAAAGAAGCUUAACCUUCUACAUGAGGUGGAGAAGUUAGAUGUCCUUAAGGAGGCUAGGAAUUUGUCACUGGGUGAGCUUGCUCAGGAGCUUCACCUUUUGAAUUCGUUAGAAGAUAUUCGCAAGCAAGAGGAAAUUAACUGGCGGCAAAGGUCGAGGCUUCAGUGGCUGCAGGAAGGUGACGAGAACACUAAAUUUUUCCACUCUAUGGCGAAUGGGAGGAAAUGCCGGAACCUUAUCCCGGGUUUCUUUCAUGAGAGUAGGCUCAUCUCGAACCCAAAAGCGGUGGGAAGGAUGUUUGUUAAUCGGUUUCAACAACAAUUUGGAAGCAAGCGGACAUGGAGACUCAAGGUGGACUUGUCUAAGCUCUUAGCACACAAGAGACAUGUGGAUCUGACUGGGUUGGAUAGGCCUUUUACAAUGAUUGAGGUUAAGGAUGCGGUUUUCAGUCUAGGGGGGAUAAAGCCCCUGGACCGGAUGGAUUCCCGAUCCACUUCUUCAACAAAUUCUGGUAGACAGUCAAGGACGACAUUUUCAAGCUCUGUGAGGAUUUCUAUUUUGGAAGAGCUAAUUUAG
Messenger RNA from Dioscorea cayenensis subsp. rotundata (Guinea yam), 684 nucleotides. RefSeq lists its product as uncharacterized. The record is from RefSeq and is a predicted model, not a curated record. The coding region runs from base 1 to 684 and encodes 227 amino acids. The transcript has a single exon. NCBI's taxonomy places the organism in Eukaryota, Viridiplantae, Streptophyta, Magnoliopsida, Dioscoreales, Dioscoreaceae.